Messenger RNA from Ictalurus furcatus (blue catfish), 4657 nucleotides. It is a transcript of the gene srlb, whose product is annotated as sarcalumenin. The record is from RefSeq and is a predicted model, not a curated record. Gene Ontology annotation, molecular function: GTP binding. The transcript is spliced from 6 exons. The coding region runs from base 648 to 2105 and encodes 485 amino acids. NCBI's taxonomy places the organism in Eukaryota, Metazoa, Chordata, Actinopteri, Siluriformes, Ictaluridae.
GACCACCAACCAGCUCAACCAAAGAUAGCACAGUCCUCCAAAUGUGGAAGUGCGAAUUGGGAGGACAGAAUAUUUACCCCCAUAUUUAGCCCUUUCCAUAAUACCAGUGUGAAACUUGAUUCCAGACAAAUUAUACAGUGACCAUCCCUCCAUGUUCAUAGUCACAUACAGACAUUCUUAACAGGCUGACGGGUCCUCGCUGCUAGAUAUAUUUAGAGUCGGGGUUGCUAUUAUCUUCAUCCACUGUACAGCCUGGUGAUUUGGGAUAGAAGCUGUCCCAGAGGCUUUGCGGCUGUUAUGAAACUAGGGAGUCCCCCAAAUUCACAUCCACAUCCACAAUCCAAUGAAUAGUGCAACCAUGGCUACUUUGUACCACUGAUUGGUUUUAUUUUUGGAUUUGUGGAGGCUAAAUAUAAUUUCUUUUUAAAGCCAAGGGAGCAGAAUUGUAUGGGUCUCAUAUCACCUUGUGUGGAAGACAUUCUGUUCUACUCAGCCUCUCAUAGUAAUGACAAUAGUGUUGCAUGUUGUUCAGACCAAGCAUUAUUAGUUUUUCUAAAUUAAAACAACCAGCGAAUUAAUAUGCAUACUGAGGUUUUUUUUUUUUUUACUGAUAUGACCUGGGAAUUGGUUUAUGUGACUGGAAGAAAAUGUAUAGCUUCCUAUAUAUAGGUCCUCUGUGCUAUUCUAAAGUAUUUUUCUUUGCGUUCUCAGCAGAGGAGGAGGAGGUAUUGGAUUCUGUACUGAGAGACAGAUCUCACAUCGAUGAGACAUUAAGACUGGCAGCAGAGGAGAAUGCAGGAAACUAUGCAGCUGCUUUGCAGAAACUGAGAAUGAUUUACCACAAUUCCAUCAGGCCUAUGGAACAUGCCUACAAAUACAGUGAGCUCAGACAACAUGAGAUCUCAGCUUAUCCAGGACGCACCCUGGGGGAUUCAGCCACAGAUGGAGAGAUAACUUCCAAACCCAUGGUCCUGUUCCUUGGCCCCUGGAGUGUGGGGAAAUCCUCUAUGAUAAACUAUUUGUUGGGGCUUCAAGAUACUCCUUAUCAGUUAUACACAGGCGCUGAGCCCACUACCUCUGAGUUCACUGUGAUCAUGCAUGGUGACAAAGUCCGGUCUGUAGAGGGCAUUGUAAUGGCUGCUGAUAGCUCUCGCUCCUUCUCUCCCCUGGAGAAAUUUGGCCAGAAUUUUCUGGAGAAGCUGAUUGGUAUUGAGAUGCCUCACAAGCUCCUGGAGCGUGUCACAUUUGUGGAUACACCAGGAAUCAUUGAGAACCGCAAACAGCAGGAGAGAGGGUAUCCCUUUAAUGACGUGUGCCAGUGGUUCAUUGACCGUGCUGACCUAAUCUUUGUGGUAUUUGACCCCACUAAGUUGGAUGUUGGCCUUGAGCUAGAGAUGCUCUUCAGGCAACUGAAAGGUCGAGAGUCACAGAUACGCAUCAUACUCAACAAGGCUGACAGCCUGGCCACUCAGGAUCUCAUGCGUGUGUAUGGUGCUUUGUUCUGGAGCCUUGCACCCCUUAUCAAUGUGACUGAGCCCCCACGUGUGUACGUCAGCUCCUUCUGGCCCUAUGACUAUGCCCCUGACACCAGCGUUGAGCUCUUCAAGCGCGAGGAAAUUUCUCUCCUGGAAGACUUAAACCAGGUGAUUGAGAAUCGCCUAGAGAAUAAGAUUGCCUUCAUUCGUCAACAUGGCAUCCGUGUACGCAUCCAUGCCCUGUUGGUGGAUCGCUAUGUGCAAACAUUCAAGGAGAAAAUGAGCUUCUUCAGUGAUCCUGAAUUGGUGUUCAAGGAAAUUGUGGAUGACCCAGAUAAGUUCUAUAUCUUCAAGUCUAUCUUGGCCAAGACCAACGUCAGCAAGUUCGACCUGCCCAACCGUGAUGCAUACCGCGACUUCUUCGGCAUCAACCCAGUAAAUAGUUUCAAGCAGCUCUCUGCCCAGUGCUCCUAUAUAGGUGGCUGCCUACUGGAUAAGAUUGAAAGGGCCAUUACCAAUGAUUUGCCAGGACUCCUGAGCAGCAUCCACUCCAAUAAGAACCCUACCCUGUCCUCCUGUGAGGCCACUGGCUGUGGAGAGAAGCCCAAGAAUCGCUACCGACGAAACUGAGAGAGGAAAAAUGGGAAACAUUGGUAGAGCAAGAGCAAGGGAAACAAAUCCUACUCCUCCCACAGGUCCGUCUCAGAAGUUGAGGAGAUCAGUUGAGGAGAUGUCAUCAGUUAUUUUUUAGCACAUUUUUUUUUAAUUGGGGAAAAGGGCCAGGCAUGGUGAUAUUUUGAUAAAACCUUCUGUUUUGGGCACUAAAUUAUUGAACUGUUAUAAGUUUGAAAUGGAAAAUUUAGAAAUAGGGGAAAAAUAAUAGCUGAUAUACAAAACAAUGAGUCCGAUACAUUCAGUAUAAGCUGCAUUCACUGAAUAAGAUUGAAAAAAAUCAUAAUCUUGUUGGCAGGUUUGUAUGAAAUCUAGAAGGUUGUGGUUUUGUAAACAAAUUGUCUAUAAAAAGAACAUGAGCACAUCAGCUCAUGGUAACAACAUUCUGUUUUUUCAUACAGUAGGUGUUGAUUUUAUUUGUAGACUUGUGACUAGACUGGUAUCUUUCUCAUGUCAUAUUCUAUUUAGGGAAAAUCACUGUGCUGCAUGUUUAGUCACAGAAGACUUUAAAGGGGCACAUAUUCAUACAUUUUUACUUAAUUUCUUGAAGCACAUUUUCAUAGUAAAAUAUAUCUGCUUAUAAUACUAUUUCCACAUGAAUGGAACGUGUCUUCUGGAAUAGUCACUUGAAUGUCAUAUUAGUAGGCUUUUUGUUUUCUAUACAUUUCAGGCAUUUUUGGAGAGAAACCUCUUUUUUAAAUGCUUAAUUGGCUUUAGAGUAUUAUGUGCCCGUGUGUUUUAACUGUGCAGGUGAUGUUUAUUGGGAAGUGAAUAAAAAAUUCAGUACCAUGUGAAUUUCCAAGUGGAAAACGAAAUAAAAGUGUUUGUGAUUGUAAAACUGCCUGUUUAUUUGGCAUACCCAGAGACAAAGUGUUUAUACCAAAGUCUCACCUGUUCUUCAGUGGAUAACUUCAGUUGUAUACUUUAAGUUUAAAGCAAAAACAACAACAACUUCAACAACAAAAACUCUACUGCAAUCAUAACAGACCCAGAUAAUCAUAAUGAACAUCCUUUCAACACACUUUGUACUGUUUGACUUUAUAGCAUACAGUUAUAGAAGAGUAUCAGCUUAGAACUGAUACUAUCUGGUGUCACCCAGAAGAGGAUUGGUUCCUUUAUAGGGUUCCUAUUAGGGUUCUUUCUCAUGUCAUCUCAGGGAGUUUUUUCCCCCUUGCCACUGUCACCUCUGGCUUACUCAAUAUGGAUCUAAAGCUAUAUCUGGAUUCCUGUAAAGCUGUUUUUAAAAAUUCUAUUAUUAAAAAGGAGUAUAUAUGAAUUAAGUAUAAAUAAAUCUAAUUUAAUUUAAUUGAAAUUGAAAUUGAAUUGGAUUGAAUUAAAUGGAAUUAAGUUAAUUGAAUUGAAUCAAAUUAACUGAAAUUGCUCUUAGUAGCUUGGUUCAAUCUAAUCCAAACCCUGCAUGUAUAUUAUAUAUUACUGUUAGUCCUGUACUCUUACUGUUAGUCUUGCCCUCAAGCAGGCAGGAAUAAGAUGCACUGAAGUGAGUAGUGGGUCUUGCUAUGCUAUGUGAUAUGCUCUGUAACUCUUUUCUCUGUACAUGGAAUACAAACAUAAUGUUGUUGUUUUUUUCAGACAAUAAUUUUGUAAUUAAAGUGAGUUUUUUCACAGAAAUUAUGUUUAAGAACAUAAUUUCUUGUCUUUGAGAAAUGUACAACCCCAAUUCUCAGAAAGUUGGGACAGUAUGGAAAAUGUUAAUAAAAUCAAAGAGGAGUGAUUUAUAAAUGUACUUUGACUUGUAUUUUAACAAAAAAUGUAUCAAGACAAGGUAUUUGAUGUUUUACCUAAUCAACUGCAUAGUUUUUUGAAGACAAAUGUUUAUUUUGAAAUUGAUGCAUGCAAGACGUUCCAAAAAAGUUGGGACAGGAGCAAUCUAAUAAUAGUAUAUAAGGACCCUGCCAAAAAACGCCUAGUCCUUCAAGAGCAAGUAUGGGUCGAGGCUCGCCAAUCUGCCAACAGAUGCUUCAGCAAAUAAUCCAACACUUUGAGAACAACAUUAUCCAAAGACAAAUCGGUAGGAUUUUUUUUGGACAUUUCACCUUCUACAGUGCACAAUAUAAUUAAAAGAUUCAAGGAAUCUGGUAAAAUCUUGGUGCAUAAUGGGCAAGGCCAAAAACCACUUGUAGGGAAAAUGAGCUGUUUGGGUUAAAUUGUUGCAUUCUCCACCAUUAUUUGUAACGAAAAUUAGUUGUUUAGAUUGAGCUACCUGUAUUCUUCACCAAAUAUUCAGGAGAGACUAGAAGAUCAGCUUGAAAGGGGAAAUUUGGCUAAUUUAGUUUUGAUCAACUAUUCAUCCAGUGAUAAGUUUAACUUAGCGUAUUCAUUAAUUAUGCCUUAGAUAUUACUUUCGUGGCCACCGGCAAUAAUAAUAUAAUAAAAUACAGUGAAACAUUAUUUGAGAGCAUGUAGCAAGAUCGACAAUUCAAGGAAAUAGACAUUUGUAAACAAUGAGACAUGUGUGUUUAAAAACAGACAAGAUUUUAUUGAAUUAUUCU